AUGAUAAGGGACUUAGGGCUAGAUUAUAAGAAGAUCGAUGCUUGCCCUAAUGAUUGCAUGAUAUAUUGGAAAGAUCACGAGAAUGAUACUUCUUGCCAUGUUUGCGGUGCUCCACGAUGGAAUGAAGAUGUCAAAGGAAAUGAUCAUGUUGAAAAAAAUCAUAAGUCUCAUAAAGUUCCUUCAAAGGUUUUGAGGAACUUUCCGUUGAUUCCUAGACUUCAAAGACUGUUUAUGUGUUCAAAGACAGCUAUCUCAUUAAGGUGGCAUGAUGAAGAGCGUUCGAAAGAUGGGAAGUUGAGGCAUCCUGCAGACGCAGAAGCAUGGAAAGAAUUUGAUAAAUGUCACUCUGAAUUUGCUGAUGAGCCACGUAGUAUAAGACUUGGAUUGGCCAGUGACGGAUUUAAUCCAUUUAGAACCAUGAAUUUGUCUUAUAGUACUUGGCCUAUGGUAUUAAUACCAUAUAACUUUCCACCUUGGUGGUGUAUGAAGGCUGGGUAUUCUAUGUUGUCUUUAUUAAUCCCUAGACCACUUUCACCAGGGAAUAACAUUGAUGUAUACCUUCAACCAUUGAUAGAAGAGUUGAAAGUGUUAUGGAAUUUGGGUGUAGAAACAUAUGAUGCAUCACUAAGUCAAACUUUCCAAAUGCAGGCAGCUCUCUUGUGGACUAUUAGUGACUUUCCUGGGUAUGCUAUGUUGAGUGAGUGGAGUACAAAAGGGAAACUAGCAUGUCCUUGUUGUAACUAUAACACUAAUUCAAUAUAUUUGAAUUAUAGUAAAAAGGUGUGUUAUAUGGAUCAUCGUGUUUUAUAUAGAUUUUUUGUUACUAUUAAACAUUGGAAUUGA
Molecule: messenger RNA, 843 nt
Organism: Lathyrus sativus (Indian pea)
Lineage: Eukaryota; Viridiplantae; Streptophyta; Magnoliopsida; Fabales; Fabaceae
Source: the annotation of a GenBank genome assembly